Molecule: messenger RNA, 2514 nt
Organism: Drosophila suzukii
Lineage: Eukaryota; Metazoa; Arthropoda; Insecta; Diptera; Drosophilidae
Gene: hfw
Product: leucine-rich repeat domain-containing protein hfw
Molecular function (GO): protein binding
Source: RefSeq, a predicted model, not a curated record
GUAAGUGCUCUGCUACGCUGCGCGUAACAGUUUGCUUUUGUUUUGUUCACGCUUCGCGAAUUGAGUUGGAUAUUUUUGUUUUCCACACAUUCUACGCGUAGGAGUGCGGUUUUUCAUGUGAAUUUGUGGCAGAUCACUUGGCAGAGCAACCAAGUCCGUGAAACCGCCGGAAAAGAGCUCCCUUGCGCUGGGACUGGGAUGUGCGCAAAUCAUUUAAAUUGUUGACACUUCCGUGUGAUUAUGAUUCCUCAUAUGUCGAAUUCCACUUGGUUCCCACGCCGCCCCAUCAAGGAGUAAACUCAUCCAGGAUAAACUGGUUGAAGGCCAAGCGGAAUCCAAUUUUUAGAGGCGAUAUGUUGGCUUACUCCCACGGCUUAUGGCUCCUUCUGCUGCUCCUUGUGACAGGCGCAUGCGCGCGGCCAGAAAACAGUCAGGACUCCUCCCCACAUCAGCAUCCCCAUGCCACGCUGGAGGAAGGUGAGCAAGGGACAGCCAUACCGGCUCCUAUAUCCACGGCUGAUAAUGUGGCCAUAAGUGAAGCCACUACGACAUCAACUCCGCCGGAAACGGUGGCCCAAAGUGUGUCUAAUUCGGAAUCUGUGACAGAAACGACAACCACAACAACAGCAUCGGCAUCAUCUUCGUCCACGUCCUCUUCCACCUCGACCACUUCGGCCGCCCCUCCUCCACCGGCUGCUCCUGAAGUACCGGAGUACUUCAAGCACUGUUUCUAUGCCGAGGAGCAGCUGUGUGGUGGGCCCACCUUUGACGGACGAACCGACGCCAUCGAGGGCCAGUCCUCGACCACUCCCCAAUCGGACUCCCAGAACAGAGGAGCACUGGGAAACAGCCAAUGCCAGUGCAAGGAGCAUCCGGCGAAGCCCAACUCCUGGUACUGCUGCAACAUAUCGCAGCUGACGAUGAUCUCGAGCUGCAGCAACAUAUCCAAAUGGAUCAACCUGCACGUGCGCAACAUGACCAUGGAGGACAUGGAUCUGUCCAAUCCCAUUUUCCGAUCACUGCAGUCGCUUGCCGUGACCGAUGGCAACAUCACGCGACUGGUGAACGCUUUUCCACGGCUCUCGGCUCUCAAAUGCCUGAAUAUAUCGAACAACAACAUCUCGGAGAUCCAGCCGCGGGCGGUAAAGGAUGUGCCGCACCUGGAGUUUUUUGGCAUGUCGAACAACAAUCUGUCGCUGGUGCCGCAUCGGAAUCAGAACAAGAACAUAACUCUGGAUAUCAGUGGCAACAUGCGCAUGUUGUGCAACCCGCUCAACGAGAUCAUCUACAACGAAUCCAUAAACUUUGUAAAUCCCAAGCACUCCUACUGCCAGUACAACGUCACCAGCACCUGGUUUCAGUCUACAGACAAGGUGUCCGUCGAGCAGUUGGAGAACAGAAAGCGUUGCAUGACAAACUGCCCGGUGAUCCCGAACUACGGUAGCUGCAAUUGCACACUGCAGAACAUCAUGAUCAUUCAGGACAACCAGUCGAAGCCCCAGUGCCAUGUCGACUGCUCCAAUCUUGGCCUGGUUGAGCUACCGCAACGACUGCCGGACAACACAUUUAUGCUCAAUAUCACAAACAACAAGAUAACCAGCCUGGGCGAUUACUUCCAGACGAAUCCCACCUACCACAACAUCAACCGCCUUGUGGCCGACAACAACCAGAUAUCCUCCAUCUACGAGUUCGAGGGUACCAAGUUCAUCGAAACCUUUCAGCGCAUCUACAUGCGGAAUAAUUCAUUGAGCAAGAUUCCCGAGUAUUUCCUAAAUAAUGCCCUAAUGGACUCGGGCCUGGGUCGUCGUAUCUACCUGGCUGGCAAUAAGCUCCAGUGCGACUGCAACUCGGCCAAGACGUUGCAGAACUGGCUGAAGGAGCGCAGCUCCGACAUACCCGACUACAUGGAGAUUCGUUGUCGCAACCUGCCCCAGAGUGUAAUCGAGCUGCAGGAGGCCAAGCUGUGCCAAUCCCCUCCCGACUGGACCGACUACAUAUACUAUUUAAUAGCCGCCGAGGUCAUCCUGUUGCUGGCGCUUAUUGCCAAGGUGUCCUACGAUUAUUGGGUCUUCAAGACUGCUGGCUAUCUGCCAUGGCCAGCUAGCAAAAUGCCCAAGUUGCCCUGCGAUUGGCUGUGUGAAUCGUAGAGUUGUUUCCUCACCGGGGGUUCCUAGGUCAUAUAGAGCAACCGACAGACAGACAGAAAACUUUGACCGUGACAUGAUUCACAUGACAGAACGUGUUUCCAUACGUGUUCCAUCUUAUUCUAUAUAUCCGACUGCGGAACUAUGUGCCUUUUAUAUACAUAUGUGAACGAUUUUUGUUGUUAUUAGCCCUAAGAACUGUAUGCAUGUACUUGUCGUAAUGUAGUGGGUGCAUCUGAAUAUAUACAUAUUUACAGAGUAAAGUUGAUCAGAUCAGAGUAAGCAUAUCUCGAUAUCAGUUUAGUCAGCAGAGAACAACGACGAAUAAAUCAAUAGACAAAGUCAUGUUCAGAGUCCAUUUUACGAAUGA